Molecule: messenger RNA, 537 nt
Organism: Vicia faba (fava bean)
Lineage: Eukaryota; Viridiplantae; Streptophyta; Magnoliopsida; Fabales; Fabaceae
Source: the annotation of a GenBank genome assembly
AUGCCAAUGAUAAUAGAGAUAACAAUUAUAUCAGCAGAGAAUCUACAAGAGAACAAAAAGGCGAUAAAAGGAAACACAUUCGUGACGGUUCAAUGCGACGGAAGCAACGACGAAGCGAGCAGCACGAAGCUUGAUUCGGAAGGCGGGAGUUACCCUACAUGGAAUGAGAAGUUAGUGAUGGAAGUGGCAAUGCAUGCAAGGUUCGUAACAAUAGAUGUGAGAUACAAAACAAGAGGAAAUGGUAGUUGUAGUGCUGGAGUUGCUAGAAUACCGGUUUCUGAUUUCAUUGGAGGUUAUGUACAUGAAAAUCAAUUGCAGUUUUUGAGUUAUAGGUUGUGGGAUAAUAGAGUUAGGAGAAAUGGUGUUGUAAAUAUUUCUGUCAAGUUAAAACUGUCACAACCAAAUUCUUGUUCUAAUUCCAUGUCAUCUAUGGUGAAUGGAGUUCCGGUAACUGGUGUUCCGAUGGCCGUUAAUGGCUCCAACAGAGUUGUAACGGGGAUUCCGGCUCUUUGGUUAAACUACCAAAGUAGCCUUUGA